UUGCUUCGAUUGAACUAUUUCUUUUGAGCAUUUAUCCAUGGUCAAAGUUUUGCUUUAUUAUCGUUCAAAAAAGUAUCAGUGCAACCAAUUUAUUAGAUUUUUCGAGUAAACAAUUGGCAAAGUUAAAUGCUUUUCGUUUCGUACUUCAGUCUGUGAUUGUGUUGUAAACAUGUCAGUUGUUGGUCAAUGAUAAUUCAAUAGGCAAGUGAACUGGUGAUAUUUCCAAGUCCAAAGUGCGUGUAGUACAUUUAGUAUUAUUUUUUUUGUGAUUGUUUCGAAAUGUCUAUAGAGGAGAAAUUCAAUGCUGCUGUAAACGUUAUUAGGAGCCUUCCAAAAAGUGGUUCAUAUCAGCCGAGCAAUGAGCUGAUGUUAAGGUUCUACAGUUACUACAAACAAGCGACGGAAGGGCCAUGUGAUAAACCCAAGCCCGGCUUUUGGGACGUUGUUAAUAGAGCGAAGUGGGAGUCAUGGAACAAACUAGGCAAUAUGACGAAAGACGAAGCGAUGCAAGCAUAUGUAGACGAAUUACACAAGAUUGUCGAGACGAUGUCAUAUAACUCUGACGUAGCGUCGUUCUUGUCACUGGAAGAGGACGACCAGAACUGUCUUAGCAAUGACCUGGAGUUGGUCGCUGGCGACGUGUUGGCCCGCGUGCGCUCCGUACACAAUACCCCUAUAGGUUCUCGCUCAGUGAGCGGGGCGUCGUCACCUAUACGCAGUGCGUCGCCGCCACGGAACAGACACGACUCCGAUGACGAGUUCAUAGACACCGUAGACAGUGAUCCUGAGACGCAGCCGGCAGCUCUCGCGCCACGACUCAGCAACGGACAUGCACAUCAGAUCACAUCACAACUCACACAUUUAAAAGUACUAGAGCAGUUGCCAGGCGCGUUGGCUCGGCUUGAAGCUGACGUGGCAGCUCUCAGGAAAGCCGUCGAAGGGGAUCGCCGGCUGCUUAACCAAGUGUCGCGCUGCGGGGCGGGCUGGCGCUGGCCGUGGCAGGAGCUGAGCCCGCCCACAUUGCUGCUGCUCGCGCUCUGGCCCUUCCUCGCCUACCGCCUCGCCGCACGCUUCCAGCGUCACGCGCGCUCCUAACACAUUUUGAAAGGAGGUUUGGGAAUAUGUGAUUUAGGAUAAGUAAUUUCGUGUUCGCGGCUAUUUCGGUGGUGUAAUGACAACACUCAUGCUAUGGAUAUCACGUGACGUAUCCGAAACAGUGACGUGUUGGGUUUUUUGUAUAUAGCUGGCAACACAACUGUCAAUGUUUUUCGUUAAUCUAUAUCGUGGUAUUCUAUACUUAGUAAUGUUAUGUCAUGUAAUUUUUUUAUACAUUCUCUAACUGUAAUCAAUUACUUAUUGUGAGUUUUUGAGACCAAAAAACUCCGUUUAAAACAUAUUAUUAUCUCUGUUCUGUCAAAGAUAAU
Molecule: messenger RNA, 1424 nt
Organism: Papilio machaon (common yellow swallowtail)
Lineage: Eukaryota; Metazoa; Arthropoda; Insecta; Lepidoptera; Papilionidae
Product: acyl-CoA-binding domain-containing protein 5
Exons: 9
Coding region: 280-1095 (271 amino acids)
Biological process (GO): fatty acid metabolic process
Molecular function (GO): fatty-acyl-CoA binding
Source: RefSeq, a predicted model, not a curated record